AAAACAACAAAUAAAUAAAACCAUUCAGUGCUUUCAACAUUAUUUGUAGAUUCGUGACCAGUAAAUUCAACAUUGUUUAAACAAAUUAACACCAUAUAUCUAUAUAAAUAGGAAAUUAUUGUGACAUUUUAAUUUAUAUUACAGAAAAACAGUUUCAUUUGAUAACUACAUCAAAGUGCUCAUCCAAUACCCCAUUCAGUUAAAUUCACUUUGAAAUGUUUGGCAAAAUACAAAUUCUAAUUUUUUUGCUUUCAACAAUUAUGCUUUAUAGCAUGCAAACAGCUAAUAAAAUUAAUGGAGAACCAAUGCGUCGAUGGUAUCCUUUAGGAGUUGAAGCCUCUAGAAAACCUUCAUUCAGUCAAGGUGAUAGUGUUGCUGAACUAGAAAUUCCUUAUAAUGGUGAUCAAUAUGAUUCAGAGGUUAUGAAACGAGCUGUUCGAUUAAUGAGACUUGGUUAAUCAAAAGAAAAAAGAAAAAAAAGUUAACAGAAUAAUAAUUCUAACUAAUAUAAAUGUUCAUUAAAUAAGAAUUUAUAAUACAUUUAUUCAUUACUUUUUUAUUAUUAAGUAAAUUGUUUUAUCGUAACAAUGAAUUCUACAUUAUAUGCUGAUAGAAACAUAUAUUUCAUAGUGCAAUGA
Molecule: messenger RNA, 638 nt
Organism: Schistosoma intercalatum
Lineage: Eukaryota; Metazoa; Platyhelminthes; Trematoda; Strigeidida; Schistosomatidae
Source: the annotation of a GenBank genome assembly